UGCGAGAAUGAAGAUAUAAAACAAUCAGUUCAAUAUAAAAUUUUAGUUCAAAAAAAUUCUGUUUCCUUUCCAUGGCUCCUGUACCAAUUUCUAACAUCAACAUAGGACACAUUGAUGAUGUUCAAGAGUUAAGAAGAACUAAACCGAAGACAGUUCCUCAAAGAUUUGUAAGAGACAUGACAGAAAGACCAACAUUUCAAACAUCUCUUUCCCUACCAAACACUAACAUGCCUGUCAUUGAUUUUUCUAAGCUUAGUAAAGGGAGCAAAGAGGAAUUGCUCAAUGAACUUUAUAAGCUUUCAACUGCAUGUGAGGAGUGGGGAUUUUUUCAGGUGAUUAAUCAUGAGAUUGACCUUAAUCUGAUGGAGAACAUAGAGGAAAUGAGUAAGGAGUUUUUCAUGCUACCUUUGGAAGAGAAACAAAAGUACCCUAUGGCUCCAGGAACAGUCCAAGGGUAUGGACAAGCUUUUGUUUUCUCAGAGGACCAGAAGCUUGAUUGGUGCAACAUGUUUGCUCUUGGAAUUGAACCUCACUAUGUUAGGAACCCAAAUCUUUGGCCAAAGAAGCCAGAAAGACUCAGUGAAACAAUAGAAUUAUACUCAAGAAAUAUAAGGAAACUCUGCCAAAAUUUGCUGAAAUACAUAGCAUUAGGGUUGAAUUUGGAAGAAGAUGUUUUUGAGAAGAUGUUUGGUGAAGUAGUACAAGCCAUAAGGAUGAAUUACUAUCCAACAUGUUCAAGACCUGACCUUGUUUUAGGUUUGAGUCCUCAUUCAGAUGGAAGUGCUCUCACUGUGUUGCAACAAGCUAAGGGAAGCCCAGUGGGCCUUCAAAUACUUAAGGACAACACAUGGGUCCCUAUUGAACCAAUUCCAAAUGCUCUUGUCAUCAACAUUGGUGACACAAUAGAAGUUCUUACAAAUAGAAAAUACAAGAGUGUGGAACAUAGAGCUGUGGCUCAUGAGGAAAAAGAUAGACUCUCAAUUGUGACAUUUUAUGCUCCUAACUAUGAAAUAGAGCUUGGACCAAUGCAAGAAUUUGUGGAUGAAAAGCAUCCAUGCAAGUACAGAAGAUACAAUCAUGGAGAGUAUAGUAAACAUUAUGUAACAAAUAAGUUACAAGGAAAGAGGACCCUUGACUUUGCCAAGAUGGAAAUUAUAAAAUAAAAAUAAAAAUAGGAAGUAUUAGUUCUCCAACUAGUUAGGAGCACUAUAAUAUAAUUAGACUAUUGAGUAUAUAUAAAAAUCAACCACAUAAAGUAUCAAGUCAAGCUCUUAAUCAUUAUUUUUAUUGAAAAAUAGGUAGAAGAAAUAGUUUGGCAAUUAGAGGAGUGUGAUUGUGGCCAGAUACAUUAUGUAAUAUGCUAGCUUUCAAUGAAAAUUAAUUAAAUCUAAUAAUACUUCAUUUCCAA
Messenger RNA from Trifolium pratense (red clover), 1408 nucleotides. RefSeq names its product protein SRG1. The transcript is spliced from 4 exons. The record is from RefSeq and is a predicted model, not a curated record. Bases 72 to 1163 code for a protein of 363 amino acids. NCBI's taxonomy places the organism in Eukaryota, Viridiplantae, Streptophyta, Magnoliopsida, Fabales, Fabaceae.